AUGCCUUUGCCUUUGUAUGGUGCGCGGUUGGUAUAUUCUAGACAUAUUACGUAUCGAAAUUUAUCCGGUCUGCCUGACAUUUCCAAGUCCUUGAAACUUAUCAGUGGGGUAAUCUCGUAUAUUGACGAUGUAACAGGUGUUACAGAGAUUCGCGAAGCUCAUGCAACAUUAAAACAGAAUGAAAAAAAGUUGCAAGAUGCUCAGGUUAUACGACGUAAAAAACGUGAUGAACUGGAUACGUUACAAAUUCGAAUGAAGCAGAUACACAGUGAACUGGAUAGAUUUUCUCGUGGAGAUGACAAGUAUCUGCGUUUGUUAACUGAAGAACAUGCAGUUAUAAAAAGUGAACAGCUUUUAAUUGCCGAAGUUAGAAAGGCGGAUGAAGCUGAGAAAGCUGCAUUUGAUGAAUUAUCAAGUGUUCUUCGGACCAGUCGAGCAAAGGAGCAAGAACAAUCGGAUCGAGUAAAAACGUGGACAAUUAUAGCUUCUACACUUGGUGCAUUAUUGGGAAUUGUUGGCACUUGGGUGGCAAAUGAGGUUAGGAUGCGUAAGAUGAAAGAGCUGGUACCAGAUUCGGCAUUGUUGACACCACUGGUUAAAAAGAUGACGGCACUGGUUGAGAAACAACAGAAUGAGGUGGCUGCAUUUAUCACUGACAUUAGAGAAGCAAUGCAUUUAAAAGCCGCUGAAGGGAUGGCAAUUGUUAUAUCAAACAAAGACGUAACUGGUAACGUACUUUCCGAGACUAUUGUCAACCUUCUACAGGAGCAGAAUACAGUUUUAACGAGGGAACUUGAUGCAAUCAAACGCUUGAUUGCAAUAGAGCUGAACUUAAAAGCAGAAACACCGAAUGUGGUCUACAUUGGUAAUGACAUGGAGGAUCUCCUUAAUAAAUCAGAGAAAAAUAUUGAAUCAAAAAUGAAACUGCAAACACUUAUUGAAGUGGUUUUUCUAUACACCCUUAUAGCCGUGUCCUUACCAUUGAUUUACGCCUUUUUUAAAGGACCUUAG
Brugia malayi is the source of this 1011-nucleotide messenger RNA. RefSeq lists its product as uncharacterized. The transcript is spliced from 5 exons. The record is from RefSeq and is a predicted model, not a curated record. Bases 1 to 1011 code for a protein of 336 amino acids. Lineage: Eukaryota; Metazoa; Nematoda; Chromadorea; Rhabditida; Onchocercidae.